UCUCUCUCUCUCUGUCAAUGCGUGGACUUCAUCCUAGGUAGUUCACCAUUAAACCAGCGUUCCCGUUUAUCCGUCUCUCUCUCUCUCAGACACUGCGUUCACUUCCUUACUUUCACCCCUCCCUCCCUCUCUCACUCUCCCUCUCUCUCCUCCACUACAUCUUCAAUCUCUCAGCAGCAGCAGUUUGUGUCCUGAGAGAACUGGCACCAAACUGACGCAUCCAUGGGGCGCGCGCAGCAUCUUUAUUUCAGCACAUUACAAUUUGAAGUCAUAUAGGGGGAAUAUUCGCGUCAACGCAACAAACACACUUCAGUCGUUUCAUCUCCAAGCUUUAAACUCUCAGUCGCGCCGCAUCUGUCUGUAUUUUGUCUCAUUUGUAGCCGUGUCGAGCUGUGGUGAUGGAUGGGGAUGCGUGUGUUCGCGUGUGGACUCGACCGCUGCAAGUGAUGCUCCAGCAAAAGAAGAUCAAAGCGCGGAGGAAAAAGCGUAAGGAGUUGUUCGGGGGACAGAUGUGCUUCAUGGGGCUGCUGCUGCUGGCAGUGUCGGGCUUGUCCAGUUUGGCCGAGAAUUCCGGUUAUGGCAUCCCCAGUCUCUCAGCUGAAGACAGUAAGAAGUGGGAGAGUCGCAGGCUGCUGCAGGACUUCGACAUUGACAGCAACUACACUGAUGAAGUGCAGCUUGGGCCCAAUGCUGAUAAAAACUGCACACCGCCUGGUAUUCACGAGUUCCCUGAUGAUAUCUUCACCCAACAGGAGCGAUUGGAGGGGGCUGUAGCUUUGCACGUACUGUGUGCCAUGUAUAUGUUUUACGCACUGGCACUGGUGUGUGAUGACUACUUCGUGCCCUCUCUGGAGAAGAUCUGUGAGCGCUUACACCUGAGUGAGGACGUAGCAGGAGCCACAUUCAUGGCAGCAGGAAGUUCAGCUCCAGAGCUCUUCACUUCAGUCAUAGGUGUAUUUAUCACCAAAGGAGAUGUGGGAGUGGGAACAAUCGUGGGAUCUGCUGUCUUCAAUAUCCUCUGCAUCAUCGGAGUGUGUGGGAUCUUUACUGCGCAGGCGGUCAGGCUCUCUUGUUGGACGUUAAUGAGAGACUCUACGUACUACACUAUCGCAGUGGCCACUCUGAUCGUGUUCAUCUAUGAUGAGAAGGUGACAUGGUGGGAAUCGCUCAUCCUAAUAGUGCUGUACCUGGUUUACAUUUUAAUAAUGAAAUUUAACUCACGGGUGGUUCAUUUCAUCGAACGGCGGAAAAAGAACCCUGCAAAUCUGGGUAACGGCACAGCCAGUAACACAGACAUCGAUGACGGCUGCGACGCCACAGUGGUGCUGCUUAAGAAAGCAAAUUUCCAUAGGAAGCCAUCAGUGCUGAUGGUGGACGAGCUCUUGUCUGCAUAUCCUCAUCAGCUGACCUUCUCUGAGGCAGGAAUGAGGAUUAUGAUAACCAGCCAUUUCUCUCCUCGCACGCGCCUCACCAUGGCCUCCAGAAUGCUCAUUACAGAGAGGCAGCGGCUGAUAAAUAGUCGUUUUAGUAAUGGUGACUCUGAGGUGACUGUAAAGAUGCCAGGAAAGCGCGGGGUGGAGAAUGGACUGGCAGGACCGGACCGAGGCCUAAAUGGGCGGAAGGGAGGUCACCACGAUGAUGACAGAGGUGGAGCUGAAGCUGGCACUGACACAGAAAAUGAGAACGAAGACAAUGAAAACAACGAGAAUGAUGAGGAGGAAGAGGAGGAGGACGAAAAUGAAGGACCAUAUGUACCAUUCCGCUGCCCAGGUGGAGGCAUAAAUAAGCUAAAGUGGCUGCUGGCCUGGCCACUCAGUAUGCUGCUGUUCUUCACCGUGCCCAACUCUGCCAACCCACGCUGGGAACGCUGGUAUAUGGUCUCCUUCAUCAGCUCCACCAUCUGGAUCGCUUUCUUCUCUUACAUCAUGGUGUGGAUGGUUACAGUGAUUGGUUACACUAUGGGCAUCCCAGAUGUCAUUAUGGGCAUCACCUUCUUGGCCGCUGGCACCAGUGUUCCUGACUGUUUGGCCAGUCUAAUUGUGGCACGGCAAGGAAUGGGUGACAUGGCCAUUUCCAACUCCAUUGGCAGUAACGUAUUUGAUAUCCUGAUUGGGCUUGGUUUGCCUUGGGCCCUUCAGACACUGGCCAUUAACUAUGGCUCCACAAUUCACCUAAACAGCAAAGGUCUGAUUUUCUCAGUUGGGCUGCUGCUGGCAUCUGUGUUUUUGACGGUUCUCGGUGUACAUCUGAACAACUGGAAGCUGGACAAGCGCUUGGGUUUUGCUUGUUUGCUGAUGUACGCCGUCUUCCUGUGUUUCUCCAUCCUCAUCGAGUUCAACAUCUUCACUUUUGUCAAUCUUCCCACCUGCCGCGAGGAAUGAGCUCCUUUUUCCCCAGUCCUCCCUGUUUGACCUGCUGAGGACAAUAGCACAAGUCCUCGAUCAGACGCAGAAAGGCUCUCCUUCAGAAGGAAUAUUUAUUUAUUGAUCUAGCUGAUCCUCUGUUGAUCUUCUUUUUCUUUCCAAUGGGUGCAAUAUCGGUGGAGUCUGUGGUGUUAGAAGAGGAGUGAGAGGACGAAGGAGCGCUUAUGUGUGAGGAACGGUCCCGUUGACUGAUAUGUAGACUGCUCGGACGGGACAGGAACGUGAUAAAUGAUGACUACUGCCUGGCUUGAUGUGAAUACUUUUUUUAAAUCCAAAAUAUUUGACAUAUUACACGUUUAAAGAUUAAUGAUGUAAAUGUAUUUUAUGAUGGCAUUUGUUUUAUUAGCUGCUAAUUGAUUGAAAAUUAGGCUGGACUUGUUAUUAUUGUUUAGAUUUGUGAGGGUUUGUUUAUUUGCUGAAAGGUACUGGUGACCUCUAGAAAAUACUUCUGUUUUGUUUAGAUUUUUUUUUAUUUGGGCAUUAUCAGUCACUUUAUCAAUAGUCAAGAUAAUAAAACCAAAAGGUUUGAGAUCAGAUCAAAUAUCAGUUAACAAAUGACUUUAGGGGCGUUUACACAACACUGUUUCAAAAACGAAAACAUUUUAUGCAUUUUGGCCAUUCAUUAAACCUACAAAAUGGCGGAAAGCGUUCAUAGUAUGAUACUAUUAUUGUCACCAUGUAAACUAAGCAACAGAGUCAUGCGCGUUUAUAGUACUUGAUUAGUCUAUAGGCAUGUGCGAGUACUUGACUACAAAUACAACUGUGGCGCAGAUGUGUAGUGUUUUUGUUACAAAGUGACGUCGCCAUCUACUGGCCUGGCAUGCAUAAUGCAGCAUUUUUAGUUGAUCUGUGUAAACACGGAUCAUUUUGAUGUUGUUUGUACAUGAAACUUUUCAAAAAGUCAAACGAAAACGUUUCGUUGUGGUGUAAACAUACCCUUAGACAGACAGCGGGCAUUUGUUUGCACCUUUGUGGAAACAUGUUGAAACGCUGCUAGAAGCAUAUUUAUGUUUAGUGAGACAAUAUUCUCGUGUAAUAUAUGGGGUUUCUAUAGAUGUGUUUCUUUUGUCUCUAACGCUCUGUAUAUACUGAAACAGAGAAAGAUUUAUUUAUUAAUUUAUUGAUAACUAUUUAUGCACAUUACUUUCCUACGACGUACUGAAACGAAACCAACCCACAGCUGUCCCAAAGAAGAGACUGUUCUGGAGUUUCAGCCAGGCUAUGCCGUUUUUUUGUCCUUCAGAGCUUGUGUGUCAGCCUUUUCUACUGGAUUGCUUCUCCUUCACCUCUGAAUAUUAUGCACCCUUUUAGAUGCACCUUUGACUUGAUGCUUAAAAGCGUUUCUACUAUUUGAUAUGGGUGUGACGUGACAACAGAGGUUAUUGAAGAGACUUUUUCAACACUCCGACUUUGGCAGGCGAGUAGGGGAAAAAUAUAUGAAUAUAUAUACAUAUAUAUUUUAUACUUAAACGUUUUGAGAUUUAAGAUCGGCCCAUUCCCUAUUCAGAGCGAAUGGAGUGAGUGAGCCACAAACCUAAGAAGCUGAUUAGCAGGAAAGUGUCCUGGUAAAAUGAAGCUAACGUCUAUGUAACGUUCAUAAGACUGUUUUAAAGAUGUAAAUCAAUGAAAUUUGCUUUUUUUCUCUCUCUCUCUCUCUUAGCAUGCUGCUCUUAGAGUUUAAGAAAAGAGUUUUUCAAGAAAUCCUCUCAAAAAAAACUUUAAAAAAAAAAGGAUGCAGUUGAUAAUAUGGAUUUUUCUGAUGUGUCCGAGGCUCUUCUCUUGGCCUUCUUUCUGGAGGAUGAUUGGAAAUACUUUGUUUUGUUUGCCUCUGCUUCUGGGGAUCGUAAACAGACAUCGCCACAAUGCAUCACAGCUGUAAGCUUUUAUCCGUGGCACAACAUGUGGACUUUUUCCUCCAAGCAGAGGUUUUUAGUGAGCUGACAAAAGUAGCGAUUCUAACGGACUGUUUUAGUCUAGCUAGCAACUUCAUGCAGGUUUUGUAGUCUGAAGGCACAUUUGCAGGGAACAUUUGUGUUUUAUGCACUGAUACUGGGUGUCUAAUUGUUUGUCAUAUUUUAAAAAUAGAAUUUAGAAGACUUAGAAAACAUAUCUGGAAGAGUAUUGCGGCAAAGUAUUUUCUAUCACAAAAAGCAACUUUGUAUUUUGUAAAGCGAAAUGUUUAGAGUUGUUAUAAAAAAGUCUGUAGGGUGUGCUU
Messenger RNA from Danio rerio (zebrafish), 4638 nucleotides. The record is from RefSeq and is a predicted model, not a curated record. NCBI's taxonomy places the organism in Eukaryota, Metazoa, Chordata, Actinopteri, Cypriniformes, Danionidae.